GAGCUCCCGGUGGACUGUCUGUUCAUUUUCUGUUGACCAUCAGUGUUCUUUAUUUAAUUAUUUAUUUAAAAUAACCAACCAUACAUCAGCUAAAAUAAUCUGUUUUGGGAUUUUCUGGAUAUUAGUUUCCCUUUCUUUUACAAGGGGAAAAUGGUGUGGGACAAAUUUUUAUUCAUACAUGGUAUAGGACUAACACUGUUUUUGCCAGUGCCUAAACAGACUCUAUUGAAUGUUGCUUGGGAUUUGAUACAAGGGUUGAUGCAUAUUUGGAAGCAGAGGGACCAGGGAAUGUGUCUCAAGCAAUACGACAGGCUGUUUCAAAAACAUGGUCCCAAUUUCACACAUUGAGUGAUUUCCAAUUGGGUCCAUCUUUUCAAAACAUCCUGUACUUGGGGAGAGUUGUGGAAACAAAUUUGAGAUGGGUCCUAUGUUACCUCUGUUCCUGUUCCUCGCACCAGAGUACCGUGGUGGGAUUCCCCCUGUGAAGGUGGUUGUUUUGAAGUGAAUACAAUGUUUGUUGGAAGGAAUUGUGGGAAUUCAAAUAUAUGGUUAUUAAACCUUUGCACUAACGUUUGCGUUAAAAAAUGGAGGAAACUUUUGCGCUCAAUGUAGCUACUGAAAAGAAGAAUAGGUUUUGGAGAACUUGGCAAGGUCACGUUUUAAGCAGUUGGACAAGAUAUGUCUUAGGAAAUCUAAAUUUGAAAGUUCAACAAGUGUGAAAGAUGACUUAGCAAAAUCUAUUAGCUUUAGGUAUGUCAUUUUUGCGGGGAAGUUAUUUUGGGUUCUGCUUCAUGCAGAAUCAUGUUUAGAUUUCUUAAAGAGAAGCAUGACAUUAAAGUGUUCGGUGGUGGGUUUGCCGUAUAAUUUACCGCAUGGGGGAGAUAUACCAAGCCAAAUGCUGCUUACCUACUUAGGAAAGGAAAAAAGACAGGGAAAAAAUAAGACAGGGAAAAAAAAAAAAAAGACAGGGAAAAAAAAAAAGACAGGGAAAAAAAAAGGCAGGGAAAAAAAAAGGCAGGGAAAAAAAAAGGCAGGAAGAAAAAAGUCAGGAAGAAAAAAGGCAGGAAGAAAAAAGGCAGGGAAAAAAAAGGAAAAAAAAAGGCAGGAAAAAAAAAAGGCAGGGAAAAAAAAGACAGGGACAAAAAGACAGGGGACAAAAAGACAGGGGACAAAAAGACAGGGGACAAAAAAGACAGGAAAAAAGAGACACAAAAAAAAAGACGGGGAAAAAAAAGACAGGGGAAAAAAAAGACAGGGAAAAAAAAGGAAAAAAGAAGACGGAAAAAAAAGAGACAGGAAAAACAGAGACAGGAAAAACAGAGACAGGAAAAACAGAGACGGGAAAAAAAAGGAAAAAAAAAGACAGGGAAAAAAAAGGCAGGGAAAAAAAAGGCAGGGAAAAAAAAGGCAGGGAAAAAAAAAGGCAGGGAAAAAAAAAGGCAGGGGACAAAAAGACAGGGGACAAAAAGACAGGGGACAAAAAGACAGGGGACAAAAAGACAGGAAAAAAAUGAGAGAAAAAAAAGACAGGGAAAAAAAAAGACAGGAAAAAAGAGACACAAAAAAAAAGACGGGGAAAAAAAAGACAGGGGAAAAAAAAGACGGAAAAAAAAGAGACAGGGAAAACAGAGACAGGGAAAACAGAGACAGGGAAAACAGAGACAGGGAAAACAGAGACAGGGAAAAAAAAGACAGGGGAAAAAAAGACAGGGGAAAAAAAGACAGGGGAAAAAAAGACAGGGGAAAAAAGACAGGGGAAAAAAAGACAGGGGAAAAAAAGACAGGGGAAAAAAAGACAGGGGAAAAAAAGACAGGGGAAAAAAAGACAGGGGAAAAAUGACAGGGGAAAAAUGACAGGGAAAAAAAUGACAGAAAAAAAAAGAGACAGGGAAAAAAAAGAGACAGGGAAAAAAAAGAGACAGGGAAAAAAAAGAGACAGGGAAAAAAAAGAGACAGGGAAAAAAA
Molecule: messenger RNA, 1965 nt
Organism: Columba livia (rock pigeon)
Lineage: Eukaryota; Metazoa; Chordata; Aves; Columbiformes; Columbidae
Product: ribosome-binding protein 1-like
Exons: 1
Coding region: 827-1840 (337 amino acids)
Source: RefSeq, a predicted model, not a curated record